Molecule: messenger RNA, 1226 nt
Organism: Pogoniulus pusillus (Red-fronted tinkerbird)
Lineage: Eukaryota; Metazoa; Chordata; Aves; Piciformes; Lybiidae
Gene: HSBP1L1
Product: heat shock factor binding protein 1 like 1
Exons: 4
Coding region: 606-818 (70 amino acids)
Biological process (GO): cellular heat acclimation
Cellular component (GO): cytosol; nucleus
Molecular function (GO): transcription corepressor activity
Source: RefSeq, a predicted model, not a curated record
GCAGGGCUGACCGAGGCUGCGCAGCCCCCGGGGCGCCUUUGGGCGUCCUGGUGCAGAGAACUCUAGCGGGCGCGGCGCUGGGAGCGCUCCGACGGCGAGAGGAGCGGGAGAGGACUCCAACCUUAGAGGAAGAGCAGCCCCAGGCCCGACCCUGGCUGUUGGGCAGGAGCUUUUCGUCCUUUAGCUGCCCACUGCUGCUCUGUGACAUCGUGGAGACCUCUGAGGACCAAACCUGAAGACCCUCACUUGGUGCCAGCCCUACGGAAUGGCCUCUCCUUUGGGAAAGGCGCUGGGAGGAGACCUUCCCCGGGAGGGAGCCGAGGCACGGCGAGAGAAUGCGCGGAGGAGCGGCGGAGGCUGCGAGGGUGCAAAGCCAGGCGGGGCCAGGAGGUGCGCCUGCCCAUGGCGGGGUAGGGACCGGGAGGCUGUGAGGACCCCUCCAGCCCCAGCCGCUCCGUGACUUCCACGACCGACUCCCCGCGUGAGCCCCCCCGGGUGACUCCGCACGGAGCGGCAGGGCCGGACAGGUCCGCAAGGCGCCGCCCGCCGCUCAGCGGCCCCGGUCCCGGGCGGGGCCUCCGCCGUCGGCCCAGCGGCGGGAGGCGAUGGCGGCCGCCAGCCCUUCGGGCGCCGGGGACCUGCCGCGGCUGGCAGAGGAUCUGCUGGGCCAGCUGCAGGACAACUUCCAGGCGCUCGCCGAGAGGAUCACGCUGAGGAUGGAGGAGAUGGGUGAGCGCAUCGAUGGCCUGCAGAAGCACGUGGCUGACCUGGUGGCAGAGGCUGGCAUAGAAAAAACCCAGGAGGAGCCCAGACACUGAGGGCCAAAUCAAGAUGAAGGGGAGCAGCACCAUGCUGGGAGCUUCCAAGCAGGCUGGCAGCGUGGGGACAGAGAGACCAGCAGGCUGGCAUUAUGCACCGAGAGAAUCUCCAUUGUUUAUUAUUUUCUAAUCAACUGCCUCAGAAACAAGGAGAGCAGACAGCUGGGAGACUGCUCCCUGCCCGUGGACAGAACUGCUAGCUUCAGGCCAGUCUUUCCUGGGUUGGGUAGAAAGAGCUGGUCCCAAGCUUUCUCAGUGUACAAAAGGUAUUGAAUUUAACUAAUUCUAGUCCAAUGUUCCUCACAUUUGUUUCCUUUCUAAGGUGUUCUCAGCCCAAGGUCCUUGUCCCUGACCAGGACCUUUUCAGUGUAUGAAAUGGAUCUAAUUCAUUAAAACUUUCAUCAGCUC